This is a messenger RNA of Tarenaya hassleriana, 1248 nucleotides long. RefSeq names its product trans-aconitate 3-methyltransferase-like. Gene Ontology annotation, molecular function: S-adenosylmethionine-dependent methyltransferase activity. The transcript has 2 exons. The record is from RefSeq and is a predicted model, not a curated record. NCBI's taxonomy places the organism in Eukaryota, Viridiplantae, Streptophyta, Magnoliopsida, Brassicales, Cleomaceae. Bases 82 to 996 code for a protein of 304 amino acids.
GUAUGUGUCCAAAUAUCUUCCACUUCAACUAUAUAUGCAGCAAAAGAAAAACAAACAUAACAGAGGGGAAAUAAUUAAGACAUGGGAAGUUUAUCGACUUUGUCUGAAGCACAAGCAGGUGCGUAUAGGGACGCAAGGCCAACUUACCCUCGCUCCUGGUUCAAGAUGCUUGCGGGGAAAACAGCCAUGCACGAACGUGCAUGGGAUGUUGGCACCGGAAAUGGCCAGGCCGCAAUUGGGGUGGCCGAGCACUAUAAGCGUGUGGUUGCGACCGAUAUCAACAAGGAGCAGCUGACACGGGCUAUGCGCCACCGGCGAGUUAAGUACUAUUUAACCCCACAACACAUGUCCGAGGAUGAGCUGGUGGAUCUGGUCGGCGGAGAUGACUCGGUCGACCUCGUGACCGCCGCACAAGCGGUUCACUACUUCGACCUCGAAAAGUUCUACAAUGUCGUCCGACGUGUUCUGCGCAAGCCGGGUGGCGUUAUCGCCGUGUGGGUGUUCAACGAGAUAGCCAUCUCGCCUGCCAUCGACAAAGUCUUCCGACGCAUAUCCGACGCUACGAUCCCUUUUAGGAACGGUAGAACGAACAUGGCCUUGGCUGGUUACAAUACUAUGCCUUUUCCUUUCAAGAGCGUCGGUAUCGGGUCCGAGGGGAAAUCGCAUCCGCUCAAGCUUCGUAGCAGGCUUUCGCUUGAAGCGUUUGAGAAUUAUCUCAAGUCGUGGCAACUUGUCGUGAAGGCAAAGGAAAAGGGGAAAGAUUUAUUGACGAAACGAGUGAUGCGUGAUCUUGAAGAUGCGUGGGGAGGUCGAAACCAGGUUAGAGACGUUGUGUACAAAUUCUUCAUGAUAGCGGGAACUUGCUCGGAAGAUUCUGAAUCCUCUGAAGAAGAUGGUGAAACAUCUGAUGAAGACAGUGAGGAAGACAGUGAUGAAGACACAGAAGAUUUGGCAGGGGCUAUCGCCACCCUUUUACUUCCGGCCCUCUUCCUCUAGCUCCAACACUGUGGGAGAGGAACUUGGAUUGGAACUUGUUGAAAGACAGAAAUAAAAGAUAAAAAUGAAAAAAUAAAAAUAAAAGGUGAAACAGUUUCUUCCUACUAGAUGGAUAAACAUGGAAACCUAGUUACUACCGAACUAUAAGUACUUUGGUAUAUAUAUUCUGAGUUCUGUGCUCUAUGUAAUGGCGGUCAAAUAUGGUUGUAAGAAGGAUAAACUAAAUAAACGUGCACCACUAUAUACUAACUA